Messenger RNA from Prorocentrum cordatum, 2658 nucleotides. The record is from the annotation of a GenBank genome assembly. NCBI's taxonomy places the organism in Eukaryota, Dinophyceae, Prorocentrales, Prorocentraceae.
AGUUUCGGCUCAGUCCGCGCAGCCCCAGCCAUCUGCUCGUCGCCCCCCUCCCCCACCGCUGCGCUGCACACCCCGAGCCGGGCAGAUCGGCCCGCGCCGCGGGAUGGCCUCUGCCGCCGCUGGGGGGGCGCCGGCCCCGCGAGGCCGGCCCCCCUCGGAUGUAGGCGACGAGGAGUCCGAGGUGCCAGCGGCGAGGGUGCUCUCCGCUCCCGCCUCGACUGGGUCCGGGGCAGCGUCCCCGGCGACGGCGGCUGCGGUCAGGAGGAGCCGCACGAAGCAGCGCCUGGCGGAGAUGUUGGGCUCGUCGGCGGUCUUUCCAACCUCCACGGGGGCAGCUCCCUCGGGCCCGCCGGGCCGCGCGUGCGGCGUCUUGAGCACGGAGCCUGUAGCCUCCCAGGACAUGGCGGCGGUGCCUGUGCGCAAGGCGAUUUCAGGGCCUGCGCCAUCCGACCCGGCGGCUGCCAGGAGCUUUCGUGCGAAGGGCCGUAUCGCCCGCUUACUCGAGCAAGACGCAGAAGGCCCUAGGUACGUGUGCGGCCUUCGGCUUGAGUUAGAUCUGAUGGAGCGGUCAAGCCGCAUCGGUAGCAAGAACUCUGUGGGCGACAUGAGUACAGAAGGCGACGACGAAAUCAGCAUGUCACGCACCUGGAGCAAAGGCAGCGCUGGAGAGGACAACAUGUCACGUGUAUGGAGCAAAGGUAGCACUGGAGAGGAUAACAUGUCACGCACCUGGAGCAAAAACAGUGCGAUUCCGUUCUUCGGCCGCAGCCCUACCUGGUCUGUAGCAUCAGACCCCUCACCCAGAGCCGCACCCGAGGGACUGAACAGGUUUGGAAUGCCGUUGGACAUGGUGACUGAGAGUGAGAGCCCGACGGCUUCCAACGACCUGAGUGAGUCAUUCCGUGGGCCGUUCGGCCAGGGUGCCCUGGCGCCAGGCUUGAUGAAUGUCGGGCAGGUGCGGGCCAGUGAGAGCCCGACGGCUUCCAACGACCUGAGUGAGUCAUUCCGUGGGCCGUUCGGCCAGGGUGCCCUGGCGCCAGGCUUGAUGAAUGUCGGGCAGGUGCGGGCCAGUGAGAGCCCGACGGCUUCCAACGACCUGAGCGAGUCAUUCCGUGGGUCGUUCGGCCAGGAUGCUCCCGCGCCAGGCCUGAUGCUGGUCGGGCAGGUGCGGGCCGAGGCACUGGUGUCGCCACCCUGGACGCACGCCGUAUGGCAAGACCGCCGACCCAGCAGCACGUUCGCGCUGUCGUCGCAGCCCGAGCUCUGCGUUUACGGCUGCCCGCCGCCAGCCGCCAGACCCACAGGGUGCGGUGGCCUCGCGAGUCAGCAGCAGACAAGGCAGGGGUUCUGGUGGGCCGACGUCUCACCCACGCCGCCGCCGAGCCAGGACUGCGGCCACGGGCCCGUCGCGCCAGCCUCCUGCGGCGCCUCCCGCCCGCCGCGCGGCCCCGCGGCCCCGGCCCCGCCGGGGGUGCGCCCGCCGCGGCCCCCGGCGGUGCUCCAGGCCUCGGCGCGGCCCUGCGGGCCCUGCUGCGAGCCGCCGGCGCCGCUCAGCGCCGCGAGGUCCGCGCCGGCGGCGGCAAGCGCGAGGGGGAGCAGGAAGGCGUGCAAUGACCAGCAUCCCCCGAGCGAGCAGAGGCAGCGGCAGCCGCAGCAGGCGGCGGCGCAGUCGCAGAAGCGCGAGGAGGCGCGGCAGCAGCAGCAGCAGCAGAAGCAGCAGCAGCCGACUCUGGCGGCCGUCGCGGGGGUCGCACAGCGCCCGGCCGGCGAGGAAGGCAGCGCUGGCACGAUGCGCGAUCAGCUUCGUGUGCUCAAGGACCAGGAGCGAAAUUGUGUGAUUCUGGCGCGCAGGAUUCAGUACCUCGGCUUCUCGGCCUCGACUCAGCUCGAGAAUCACUUCAAGGCUUUCGGACCAGUGAAGGACGUGCUCGUGCCGCAGUCGCAUGUGAAGAAUCGCCAGGCGGCAGUCCGGCAGCGGCCCGCCCACCUGGGUUUCGUGGUCAUGGCGAGCGCUGCUGGCGCGGAGGCUGCCUUCGAGGCAGGCACCGAGCACGUGAUCGGAGGGGCCACGAUCAUCUUGGAGCACUUCGACGAGACCCGCUGGAAGGCUGGCUCGGACGAGCAGCACGUGCGAUCGUGAGCAGAGCCGUGUUUUUAGCAGCGUUGAUGGCUAAUGAUUUGCACAAAGUUUUAGCAGGAAGCCGCUUGUAGAUGCUCUUCCUGCAGUCCGUGCGCCACCGCCCCUGCUCCUCCUCCUCCUCCCUCCUCCUUUUCUCCUCCCUUUUCUCCUCUGCUCCUCGUCUCUCUGCUCCUUUUGUUGGGCCAUGCAUAGGACAUCCCCUGUGCCAGGCCUCGGGCUGCAACGCGAUCUCGCUGGAGCCCAGGGCGGAUGCCCGGGGCAAAAAUUCCCCUGGCCAGCUCUCGUGCUCCGCGCGCCAGGCCCGGCCAUAAGGCACGCCCCUGGCCCGCCCGACCCGCCGGUCAGGGUCCGCCCGCUUGCGCGGGUAAGGGCUCGAUCGCUCGCCCGUUCCCAGCUGGGCAUUGCCAGUGGCUUCUCAUUGAUCGGCGGCGAGUUCAGGGGGGAAGUGAGGAGGAGAGGGCCUUCUCAGACGGCUCUGAAGCCCCCCAGCCUUCGGGAAGUUUUCUAAGCCUUCGCCG